This is a messenger RNA of Amphibalanus amphitrite, 6170 nucleotides long. RefSeq lists its product as uncharacterized. Bases 235 to 4854 code for a protein of 1539 amino acids. The record is from RefSeq and is a predicted model, not a curated record. NCBI's taxonomy places the organism in Eukaryota, Metazoa, Arthropoda, Thecostraca, Balanomorpha, Balanidae. The transcript has 2 exons. Gene Ontology annotation, molecular function: zinc ion binding; nucleic acid binding. Gene Ontology annotation, biological process: DNA integration.
UAUUACCUCGAGCAGUAUACCCGCGGGAAAGCUAAUCAGCUGGUCAGGAGUUGCCUCCACUUGGGUGAUGAGGGCUACAGCCAGGCUGUGAAACUUCUCGAGUCUCGAUAUGGAAAUUCCCUCAGACUGAUCGAUUCGUACGUGGAGCGGAUCGAACAGUGGUCGCGCCUGCAGUCUGGGGAUGUUGAGGGGCUUGACAGAUAUGCUCUGUUCCUAACUGAGGUAAAAAAUGCGAUGUCUGGCGCCACCAUGGGCGAGUUCGAGCACCCGUCUACCCUCCGCUUGAUCGCGUCUAAGCUUCCAGUGUAUCUGCAGGACCGGUGGCUCCGAGAGGCCGACAGAUUGUCUGAGAGUGGUAAGAGGAUUACUUUCUCAGACAUGGUUAGCUUCGUCGCAGCAGAGGUGCGAGUGAGGAGGAGUCCUCUUUUCGGUCCAAGGCCUGUCAUUGCCGGACGCGGUGGUGAGGCUGGAGCGCGGCAUAAGGUGAGCACAGCGAAGGUGAGCGAGCCCGGGGUGCAGAAGUGUGUUUUCUGCGGGGCGGCGCACCGUCUGGAGGGCUGUAAGGAUCUGCUUCGUAGACCUUGGGAGGAGAGACGACGGGUGUUGAUGAGAAAUCAGCUGUGUUUUGGCUGCCUGAGGAGGGGACACAGGGCUCGGUCUUGUAGAAAGCCGCUCCGGUGUGGUGUCUGCAAUGGGCCCCAUCCCUUGGCGAUGCACAGGGAGCCGAGCUCAGUCUCUGCCCCCAUCGAGCAGCAGCGUGCGGCUCAGCCGCCCGGCAGGGGGUCUGAUUCUUUGCGCGCGGGACCCAUGACCGGCGGGAUGGGAGCAGCUGGUGACCCACCUGGGGCGCAGAUGAGUGGUGGUGUUUUAAGUGCGAGCUUGGGUAUCCGCGGCGCGGGCCGGACGGCGCUGCCAGUGGUUGCUGUGCGCCUCCGGGGUCCCACGGGGCUGGAGGUGGUGGUGAAUGGGUUCUUGGACUCUGGCUCGUCAGGUAGUUUCUUGACUGAGUCGCUGGCGCGGCGUUUGAAGGUGAGAAGGGAUGACACUUCCAUCUCCAUCGAGACGGUUGGGAACGAGCGGAGGGUGAUGCAGACCUCGCUGGCCUCUGGGUUGGAGGUCUGCGGUCUGGACGGAGCAGAGUUCCUUCCCCUGCCGCCGCUCCUGACUAUCGACAGGAUCCCUGUGACACAGUCCGAUCGGUGCCGGGUGAGUGAGCUCAGAGCCGCUGCCCACCUGCAGGGUGUGGAGCUCCAUGAGGUGGAUGCCCCAGUGGAGUUGCUGCUCGGCUCCAACUGCGCUACUCUGAUUGUUCCCAGAGAGGUGAGGUCUCCGCCUUCCGGUGAGGAGGGCCUCUGUGGUGUGAGGACGUGUCUUGGCUGGUAUGUAAUUGGUUGUGGUGGUUCCCCGGCGACAAGAGGUAGGAUGUCUGUCAACCUGCUGCGGGUUCACGACAGCUGUGUCCCUGACCGUGACUCAGAGUGCGUCUUUAAGGUCAUGUAUGAACAUGAGUUUAAGGAUCUUUCCGACGACAAGGAGUGCCUUUCCGUGGAGGACAGGGAGUGGCUGUCUGACUUGCUCCCACAGGUCAAGAGAGACGAGGAGGGGCACUUCGUGAUUCCACUUCCUAAGAAGGAUUUCGACCAGUUGCCGGACAGCUUUCCGAUGGCGUCCAGGAGAUUGGAUUCUCUUCGGAGGCGCUUCAGGUCUGAUCCGGACUAUUUUGACGCGUACCGACGAGUCAUUUCGUCACUGGUUGAUGACGGCUACGCAGCUCCAGUGCCAGACGGUGAGGUUGGAGGAGGGCCGGUCUGGUAUCUUCCUCACCACGGCGUGCAGGAGCCCGCGAAGGGAAAACUGCGCGUGGUUUUUGACUGCGCGGCCCGGAGCCAUGGCGUGUGUUUAAAUGACUUACUGAGAGGGGGUCCGAACCUGACAAAUCCGCUUCUCGGGGUGCUCUGUCGCUUCCGGGAGGGGCGUGUCGCGUUCACAUGUGACGUCCAGUCUAUGUAUCAUCGAGUGCGUGUGCCGGAAGCAGAUGCUGAUCUGCUGAGAUUCCUGUGGUUCCAUGAUGACGACCCAGAGGGUGACGUGCAGGUGCUGAGGAUGAGGUCGCACGUCUUCGGAGCGGUGUCAAGUGGCAGUGUGGCCAGCUUCGCGCUGAGCCGCUGCGCAGAGGAGGGUCGCGAGCAGUUUCCUGAGGCCGCUGAUGCUCUACUUCGUAAGACGUACGUAGAUGACGCUCUAUGUGCUGCUGACUCCGUGGAGGAGGCUGUGAAGCUGGCACGUGACCUGAAAGAUCUCUGCAGGACCGGUGCAUUCAACAUGACUAAGUUCACCAGCAACCGUUCAGAGUUUCUGAAACAGAUUCCGUUUGAAGACAGAGGUAAGCAGGUUAAGGCAGUGGAUUUAGAUAAGGACGCUCUGGGCUCUGAGCGUGCGCUUGGACUGAAGUGGUCUGUCGAGAAGGACUCUUUUGUUUUCCAGUUCAACGACCGGCACAAGCCGGUGACGAGGCGCGGCAUACUGUCCACCGUAAGUUCGGUGUUUGACCCUCUCGGUAUCGUGUCGCCAGUGACCCUGCUCGGUCGAGUGCUGCUGCAGAGGCUGUGUGCGGUUUCCUGUGGGUGGGACGAGCCUCUGUCUGAUGCCUUGACGGGGGAGUGGGAGGAGUGGCUGGCCGGUGCCAGGGAGCUGGACAGUGUUCAGCUGGAGAGGUGUAUCGUGGGCCCGCCUGGAAAGGUGUUAAGCACUCAGCUACAUGUCUUCGCUGAUGCUAGCGAGACUGCGUACUCUGCAGUGGCAUACCUGAGAAGGGAAGUUCGUACCCCGGACGGGGAGGUCCGGUGUUUUGUGACGUUUCUCUUGGGUAAGUCACUUGUGAAUCCCGUGCGGUUCGUGUCUGUGCCGCGGCUCGAGCUAGCCGCCGCAGUGCUGGCCGUGAGGGUGAGACGGGUGCUUGAGAGAGAGCUAGACACCCAAUUCGACUCUUUCCACAUGUGGACUGACAGUAUGGUAGUACUGGCCUACGUCAGGAACCGGACGACGAGAUUUAAGACUUUUGUGGCAAACCGGUUGGCGUACAUCCAUGACGGCUCUAAAGUGAGUGACUGGGCGUAUGUGCCUUCGACAGCGAACCCAGCUGAUGUUGGAUCUCGUGGCUGUCAGCCGGCGGGACUGAAGCCGUGGCUGAGUGGACCGGAUUUUCUUCUCGGGGGCCUUGAUGAUAGGCCUGAAGAGCCAGCUGUGUCAGCAGCUAUUCCCGACUCUGAGGUAAAGUCUUCGCCUGUAGCCCUGGUGUCGCUUGCCGCCGGUCCCGAGAGCCCUUUCGAUCUACUGAUCAGAAGUUUCUCGUCCUUUUUUCGACUCAAGCGAGCGGUGGCGUGGUAUCGUCGCUUCCUCUGUGUCCUGCGUGACGGCUCUUUCCGCAGAUGGUGUCUGGCGAGAAGGAGAGGCCUGAGGCGGCGCGGACACGGUGAAAGGACUGACCUGACCGUGUCAGAUCUGUGCCGGGCAGAGCGUGUUGUUUUGCGGCACGCCCAGAGGGACCUGGCUGAUUUUCCGAGAGAGGGGUGUGACGAUGGCCCAGUCGGAGUGCCUAUGAGCAGUCCUCUGACGAAGCUGCGUCCGCAGAUGCUGAACGGCCUGCUGGUCGUGGGAGGCCGACUCGGUCGGUCGGAGAGUGUUUCCGAGAGCGCGAAGCACCCAGUGAUUCUGCCCCGUAAGAAUCACGUGACCCAGCUGUUGAUCCGAGAGGCUCAUGAGAGGGUGGGCCAUGAGGGCCGCGAUCAUACUUUUUGGGAGGUCCGGAAACGUUUCUGGGUGAUAGGCGCUGGUCCUGAGAUUCGGGGACUCAUUCGCAGAUGUGUAACGUGCAGGAAGGUGAACGCGCGGCCUCAGAAGCAGCUCAUGGCAGACUUGCCAAAGGAGCGCGUGUCAGCCGAUACACCGGCAUUCUCGUCAGUGCUGCUUGAUGUGUUUGGGCCGAUCUUGGUUAAGACCGGGCGGACCGAGCGGAAACGCUACGGUCUGAUGUGUGUCUGUGUCGUGACACGAGGCGUCCAUGUUGAGAUUCUGGAUUCGUUGCGCACAGACUCGCUGAUAAACGCCAUUCGUAGGAUCAGCGCUCGCCGGGGUCAGAUCGUUCAGAUCAGGAGUGAUAUGGGGACGAAUCUGACCGGGGCCGACAGAGAGCUCCGCGAGGCGCUGAGCGAACUCAGUCACGGUGAUUUGCAGCGUGCCGCGCUGAAACAGGGCAUUGACUGGCAAUUCAAUCCCCCCACAGCUUCUCACUUCGCAGGUGGCGUUGAGAGGCAGAUCAGAACAUUCAGGAAGGUAUGGCGGUCCAUGCCUACUCAGCAGCGUCUGGAUGACGAAUCGAUUCGCACGCUGUUUUGCGAGAUCGAGUCUGUUAUGAACAGCCGGCCACUGACUUACGUAUCGACUAGCUCCGGUCAGCUGGAGCCUCUGACCCCGGGGCAUCUCCUAUUUCUGAGGAGCAGUGCCGGACCGAUACCCGGAGAGUUUUCAGAGUCCGAUUCGCUAUCGAGACGUCGAUGGCGACACGUGCAGUAUUUAGCCCAGCAGUUUUGGUAUCGCUGGAGACGUGAAUACCUGCUUUCUCUCCAGGCGCGCCAGAAAUGGACGCGAGAGUCGAGAAAUGUGCAGCCGGGAGAUGUGGUUCUCCUAGCUGACCAGAACGUGCCGCGGGGACUGUGGCGGCUAGGAAGGGUAGUUAAGGCUUUCCCCAGUCAGGACGGACUCGUGAGAAAGGCUCUAGUUCGGACAGGUGAGUCCACGUACCUGAGACCGAUCCACAAGAUGGUAUUGGUCAGUUCUGAAUCUGACCUGGAUUAGUACCGUGCGGGGUCAGAUGUGUGCGAGAGUCUGAGAGCCUCUAGUUUAAGACUUAGUGUAAGGUGUCAACGUAAAUAGAUUCUUUACGAGCUAGAACCUGUUUGCGACAGACUAGUCUGUUUGUUUUUGCCAGCAGGUUUGUUUGUUUUUUGUUUUUUGCCAGCGGGUAGGUUUUGAGGUGCCAGACUGUUACGUGUGAUUAGAUUUAAGUGUCCAUGUAAACUCGGCUAGCUGCCCUGGCAGUCGAGGGUUGGUUCUCACCAGCAGGUAGACGGUGAGUGGGUUCACCCGGGCGCCUUUGUGUUGAUUCGAAUGACAAGAUAUGGCCAUUCGAAUGGGGGAGUGUAGACGGCGCCCGUGUCGGGUUAUAGCGGCGUAGGUGUCGCUGCUAUCGGGUCCUGAGUGAGGUGCGGGUGGCGGGGGUCCCGCAACCCAGUUAUCCGUUUGACUUGUUAACCUUUUUUCCUAUCCUUUUUCAAACCUUGCCACCAGUGAUAAGUUAGGUGUACUAUUAUACUCGCGGUAUUGAGUGACGGAGAUUCGAUUGUCCGAUCAGAGUGGUUUGUUACUGUAAAACUUGCAUCUCUUAUCGUCAAGGAGCGAGUUUCGAUAAUAUUUGGUUCGGAGGCGGUAUUUCAUGUGUGAUUAUAUUUCUUAUAUAAAAAUAUGGCUUGAUUAUGGUUAAAGUUUAGUUGACACGUCGAUGUAAGAGAUGCGACGCGAGCUUUUGAGUGACACGCUGGCAGGUCACGUGACCUAGCCGAGCUGUGGCGCAGUUUCCGAGCGGCGUGUGCGCUCUUUUCCCGCCCGACCUUCAUGAGGGGUGGAUGCGUGUGUCCCAGCGCGACGCUGAUGAGUAAGUUUGACUAUAUAGGAUUUGGGAGCACUUCAAUGUUGAAUGUAAUUUUAUUUCAGUGUAAACCAGUAAAUUCGUAUAUGCUUUAAUUAGCUUUCUAUGCUUAUUUCUUUGAUAUCGUAUAUUCUUGUACCUCAAGUGCGCCAUUUAAAAAUGUUUCAAUCUUCGUAGUUGCUCGGCUCGCUCCGGUUGGCCCGGGGACGUGUAGGCCAGUCGAUAGCUGUGCGCUUUCCCCCGUGGCUGGAGCCGAGAGCGGUCUCGUGGCCGGGGCGUUUGAGUGGCCGGCCCCUGACGGCCCAGAGUGCGGCGGUGCCGCUGUUGACGAGUGGCACGCACAGCGGAGACGAGGAACAGCCGUAACAAGGGCAAUAAAGGUCCUUCGUCAACGGCUCGUCUUUCGGCGCUCCGCGCUAUUCAGCCACGUGGUGGCUGCUACAGUGGCGGCUGUGCCAUCUACAAU